This is a messenger RNA of Schizosaccharomyces osmophilus, 522 nucleotides long. RefSeq names its product HAD superfamily hydrolase. The record is from RefSeq and is a predicted model, not a curated record. The transcript has 3 exons. Gene Ontology annotation, molecular function: acid phosphatase activity. Bases 1 to 522 code for a protein of 173 amino acids. NCBI's taxonomy places the organism in Eukaryota, Fungi, Ascomycota, Schizosaccharomycetes, Schizosaccharomycetales, Schizosaccharomycetaceae.
AUGUCUUCAAAUUAUCCAAAGUGCGUUGUCUUUGAUUUGGAUUAUACGUUGUGGCCUUUAUGGAUUGAUACUCAUGUUACACCACCAUUUCGGGCCUCAAAAAAUGAUCCUCAAGUCAUCGUCGAUCGGUAUGGGACUGAUAUAACUUUUUACAAAAAUGUCAUCAAUAUCCUUCAGCAAUUGAAAGAUGCAAAUGUCAAGCUUUGCAUUGCAAGCCGAACCCACGCUCCUAAAUUUGCGUAUCAAGUAUUAAAUCUGAUGAAGGUUCCAAUCGACGGUGAAUUGCAACCCGCUUCGAGGUUUUUUUCCAGCAUUAAAGCAUUUCCUGCAACCAAAAUCGAUCAUUUCGAACAGCUCCAUAAAGAAACAGGAAUUAAGUACGAGGACAUGCUCUUUUUUGACGAUGAAGGUCGUAAUCGUGUUGUUGAAUCUCUUGGCGUUACCUUUUGUUUAGUACCCGAUGGCCUCAAUCGUGCUUCUUUUGAAGAAGGCAUCAAAAAAUGGCAAAAAAACAGAAAAUAA